Molecule: messenger RNA, 5105 nt
Organism: Bombyx mori (domestic silkworm)
Lineage: Eukaryota; Metazoa; Arthropoda; Insecta; Lepidoptera; Bombycidae
Product: transcription elongation factor B polypeptide 3
Exons: 10
Coding region: 346-2781 (811 amino acids)
Biological process (GO): transcription elongation by RNA polymerase II
Cellular component (GO): nucleus; elongin complex
Source: RefSeq, a predicted model, not a curated record
CAGAAAAUAACCACUAUUUUACUGUUACCUUAAUUCAUCCAAUGUCAUCUUAUUCAAUUCAUCUCAUCUCAAAUUAUUCAAUUUCAUCUCAUUUCGUUUCAUAUCAUUUUUCAUAUUGUAACAGAAAAUAAGAAGAAAAAUGGCUUUGGCGAAAGGGCUCGUUAUCAAGUCAUAAAAUUAUCAAAAAAAAACUAGUACCUAAACCAAAGCCGUCUAAAAGGUAAAAACCAGUCAACGUCAUUGACGCAUGAAAAAGUGACAAAAAUGGUGCCCGUUUACCAGCUGGCAGUGGCUAUCAUUGUCUGAUGAAAAAAAUCAACCCUUUUGUUGUAAUAUACAUUUGGAAUGGCGUCUGUUUUAGAAUUAGUUAAAUACUACCAACAUAGUCUGGAAAAGAAUUCUCACGACGAACCGAAAAUUUUAAAAUGCAUAGACAAACUGAGUCACUUAGAUGUGACAGUUCAACACUUACAAGAAACAGGUAUAGGCCGGACUGUCAAUGCAUUACGAAAAGAACCAGGAGAUGUUGGUCCUGCAGCCAGGGCUCUUGUUUACAAGUGGAAAGCAAUGGUAGCAGCUGAAUCAAGCGAUAAUGAGGGGGAGUCAAAUACAGAAAACACUCACAAUGGGCAGAGAAAUGAUAAAGAUAGAGAACCUGAUAAUAGUCAAUACACUAAAAACCAAUCUGAACAUCGGGAAAGCAUUUCAACUGCGCCUAAAACAAAUCAACAAGUUCACAGAGAUAUGAAUGGCCACCAUGGUGGCAGCAAGAGGAAAAGCCAUAGCAGUGAGGAAGAAGAGCCCGACCACAAACGUUCAAAACAAACAAGUCAUAGUGAUGAUAAUUACAAGAAACAUUCUGAUGCACGAGAACAAAAUGAUGAGAGCGAAAGCGACAGUUACGAAUCUGACGAUUCUGAAAGUGACGAUAGCGAGUCCGACUCUUCGGAUUCCUCUGUUGAAGAAGUAAAGGUUAAAGAAGAAAUUAAUAAAACACGGUCUGACGAGAACAAACUAUCAAAACAUUCUUCACACAACAACCACGUAGACCACAAAAGGGAAACCUCAAGCUCAAAGAAGCAACACGAGGCUGACCCCAAACAUACCGAACAUCAUAACUCGAAGUCGAAGCGCAGGCAUUCGCCAGAAACAUCGUAUGAAAAAUCACACCACUCUCAUAGACACAAAAGCUCUAAGGAAAAAGAAAGCAGCAGCAAAGAAGCAAAACAUAAAUCAGACACAGAUAAACAUUCAGACCAUUCACAGAGUAAAGAUUCGAAAACGGGCAAAUCAUCAAGCAGUCAUCACAGUUCAUCGGCAUCAAGUAGGCAUCAUAGCUCAGACAAACACAAGUCUAGUUCCAGCUCUCAAAAACAUCAUAAUGAAGAACCGAAAAUCAAACCUGAAAGACAUUCCAGUCAUUCAGACAAGCACAGAAGUUCCAGUGAGUCAAAAAGCGCAGAAAGGAAUAAGAGUUCGUCUGAAAAAGAUAUUCCGAAACACAAAUCAUCAAAAGAUAAAAGUAGCAGUAAAGAAACAUUUAGUAGUAAAGAUAAAGACAGACAUAGUUCCUCUAGCAAGGAAAAGUCAAGAGAAAAAAGUAAUUCUAAGGAUAAAUCGAGCACCAAUAGUAAUGAUAAGAAGCAUUCGUCUUCAAGUGAUAAACACAAAUCAAGUAAGAGCGAAAGCAAAUCGUCAAAGAAUGAAGAGAAGAGUAGUGAAAGUAAAUCUAAACAUAAGUCAAGUUCCUCGUCGGAUCACAAAAGUAGUAAGAAUAAAAGAAAAGAAGAACCAGAACCAAAGAAAAAGGCCCGUUUAACCGACGAGGACAGUGACGAUGGCAUCGACUGUGAAUCAGGUGCGAGUUUUGCUGAAGCAUUGGGCAUGAUCAGUCCAGCGAAACCGAAAAAGAAAUCGUCACAAUUGAAAGACAGUAUAUCUCCUAACAACAUAUUCGGUAACGAUAUGAGUCCGGCGGCUAUGUUGGCUCCGACUGCAAAAUUGGCGCCUUUGCCGGCAUUAGAAAUAUCUGCACUACCAGAGAUAUCGCCGAACUACAAGCCCCGACCGCCUCCUAAAUUUAUGUUCAAUUUCACAGACGAGGAGGCCUUAAGUGCAGGAAUAUCAUCGAAAAACCAAAGAACCAAAGUGUAUUCCGGGAAUAAGGUCAUAGGAAAAAUACCAACUCUGUAUGAGAUAUGCGUUAACAUUCUCCAAGAGCACAUUGACGCACUGGAGUACACAGGCGGUGUGCCAUAUGAAAUAUUAAAGCCUGUGGUAGACAGAGCAACUCCGCAGCAGUUAUUCACACUAGAACAUUAUAAUCCUUACCUCAUGGAGGACACGGACCAUCUCUGGCAGAAGUUCUGUGAGAAAACAUUCAGAAACAAAAAGAGGCAAGAAAUGGAGACGUGGAGAGAGAUGUUCAUGAGAUGUCAAGAAGAACAAGAACACAAAUUGAAGUCUCUGACGGCAAACAUAAAAAUAGCGCAGGAAGCGAAAAAGGCUCCGAUUAAACAGACAAAAAUGGCGUACGUUGAUAGCGUCGUUAAGCCUCCCCGAAAUAUUGCCAGAAAGCAAGCGGUGCACGGCACGGCGCGCACGGCAAGCGCCAGUCCGGCGGCGCGCGUGGCCGCGCUGGCGUCGUCCGCCAACGUGAUGAAGGUGGGCGCCGUGCGGCCCCCGCCCGCCGCGCCUGUCGCCUCCUCCGCACUCAACAAGCCCAAGAAGGCGCCGCUGAUGCAGAAGGCCCUGCAGUUCAUGCGAGGCCGCAAGCGAUGAUGAACGUUACCGCUAGUCUAGUUUCUUCUACAUUUUGUAAGUAGGUUUCUCUUCGGAUCAGCUGCGGGAUAUGUCGUAGUGUAAAUGUAUGAAUUAGUGUUCUUUUUUUUUUAAGGGAUUUUAUGACCUGGUAACUAAGACCUUUAGGUCAAAAUUAGUGUUCAUAUAGCUCUGAUGACUACAAAUGUUUUUUUUAAUUAUCGGUUUUAUUAUUCAUUCGUUCGAAACCUCUGGGAGCGGCACUUAAAAUUUUAAUUACAAUUUUAAAAUUAGUAACAUAAGUGUAAAGUCCCGUUCUGACAUUCACUAUAAACUUAGUGUUGUAUUUGUUUAGAAAAUUAUUUCUUUAUAACGUAUUAGAUUUAAAUUUCAUAGAUAUAAUUAUAUAGCGUUUUAACGUAACGUAGUGGAAACUUUACAAGUAUACUAAUAGUAAACCAGUAGAGUAGCCGGUCUUUUUGGAGAACAUUAAAAAAACUGUAUACGAGGCAAAAGUCUGUAAAUUAAUUUCACGGUAUGUAUUCAGUUACUUAAAAUUUUUAUUUCGCAUCGUAACAAAUAUUACGAAUGUCAUAAGUAAAAUUAAUAUUAUACGUUUAAGAAAAAAAAAUGAAGUAGAAUUAACAUUUUUGUUUCAUAGAUAAUGAAGUGUACUCUCGCGUAACACGACAGCACUAUAAGCAUUUUGGGAAUUCACUGCUCUAUGGUUCUUUACUUGCACAUAUUAAACUUUCAAUCACAAUGAAAUCAGAAAACACCGAAAUGCUUAUAAGGCGAAUGAUACCAGCAUACUAAUAUACGAGAAAUGUGGUAGUGCGUACUUUAUCGACAUGAAUACAAAUUUAAAAAAUUUCCAAUAGACAAAGGCUUUGGAUUCAUUUACCGCCAAUAUUGUAUCGACCUUCAUCUUGUACUUCAGUACUUGGAAUUGAGUUCGGUUGUUUUGCAAAAAGCUACGGCAACGAAUUCAUUUACGGGCUUUUAGCCUCAUGAACCACAUAUCCAAACCGCCAUAUUUUACCAGCGAUUGCUCUUAAAUAAUUACUAAAGUAUAUAAAUAUAAAUAGCUACAGGAACUUUGAACUUAUAACAAUAAUCAUUUAAUGAUGUGUGGAUGAUGAAGCUGAUUAUGUAAAAGUUGUAUCCGUGCAGUGAGCGAGUGGUCUCAUUAUGUGAUGUAUAGGCGAGGUCGCAAAAUAAUAUCUAAAUAAUAUCUAGUGUUCACUGAAGGUCAGCUUGUUAAAUGUGUCAGAACCAGAUUCAAACAGUAAUGCCGUUUCGAAAUUGUAAUGUGAAGUUGUCUUGUAAAGCAAUUUAAUCUUGAUUUUUAAGCAUUACCAAAAUUAUAAAUUUUAUUUUAGGAUAAUGAUUUUAACUUGCCGAAAUAAAGAAUAAUAGAAAUAAUAUAUCGAGGCGCGAUUUAAAUGAAUGUGUUACGUUACGAUUUGUAAGUCGCCAUCGAAUUUGAAUUUACAAAAUGAUGAAAAAAAUCAUUCAGUUCAUUUCAAGUCAUAAAGAAAUAAUAAUAAUUAGUGUCAGUGUCAUAGAAUUCCUAUGUGGAUAUUACAAAUAAACAUUGCUCGUUAAUAAACAAGGAAGUGAAUAGCAAGGUUGAACUUCAUUAAAAUUCAUCACGAGCGGAAUUUACCGGAACAUUUUACGUUAGUACUUUGGAUACCUCUGAUAUUGGACAUCACCGAUUGAUUUAAUAUAAAAUAACAACGGGGGGUUCGAAAGUGAUCACCACUGCGGUGAACUGACGAAAUUUUAGUGAUGCAUGUACUCGAUCGACUUUGACAUUUGUGGCUGUGCGAGUAUGGAUGUUGUUUGUGAGCGCUCGUUAUUGAUACUUUAUUUCAUUAUUUCUUUUUAUAACUAUAAUUAUGAAUGUUCAUUGUCAUUUUACGAUUUAUAUUUGAAGAAAUUUGUUCCUGUUUUAAAACCAAAAAAAAAUAAGCGGUGUACAAAAAUUUAUGUAAAAUAGAACAAAUUUUAUUGUUUCGAUGUGUGUGUAUCUUGUGUUUGUUAGCUUUUAAGUUACAAUUAUGUACGGCGUGUCAAUGUUUUGUACAUUACGUAUGUUUUAUACAGUUUGUAUGGAAUUUGUUAUUUUCAUAGAUUUUCAAACUUCUUGAGUUUAGGACAUAUUUUUUUUGGAAUGCUGUGAUAAUGUACUUUUAGCAGUGUGGGGAAGUCUUUAUGAAUGUCAGUUUUUUUUUUAAAUCGAUCGAUAAUGAUGAUAAUCACAAUCUAUAAAAUAUUUGUUUUGUAAAAUUUUAAAAAGUAGACCCAUUAAGGAAACAAAAUAAAAGCAAAUGUUUCGA